Messenger RNA from Diachasmimorpha longicaudata, 5370 nucleotides. RefSeq names its product COUP transcription factor 2 (gene svp). The transcript has 4 exons. Gene Ontology annotation, biological process: regulation of transcription by RNA polymerase II; cell differentiation; anatomical structure development. The record is from RefSeq and is a predicted model, not a curated record. The coding region runs from base 1174 to 2538 and encodes 454 amino acids. NCBI's taxonomy places the organism in Eukaryota, Metazoa, Arthropoda, Insecta, Hymenoptera, Braconidae. Gene Ontology annotation, molecular function: nuclear receptor activity; zinc ion binding; RNA polymerase II cis-regulatory region sequence-specific DNA binding.
AGGGGUCGCCUCAGUCGGCAGUCGGUCUCUAGUCGGCCUUAUGAAUAGUCGUGUAUACAGUUGUCUCGAAAAUUUUUUUAUCCUUUUUUUUUUUAAGUGAAUAAUCCUUACCCUUGUGUACCCCAGACUGAGCUGCAACAGUGAUUGAUAACAUGAUAAUGAAAUUAACCCAGUGCGAUAUUUUUUUUAUUUAUCUCUCUUGACGAUCUUGCAAAUAUCUUCGUCCCAGACUCUUUCGCUUAUGCAUCGGUCAACAGAUCUUUUACGCAUCUUCGCGGAUAUUGUGUUUACCCUCCCCCCAAUUACUGAAUUAUAGAUAAAUCAAUUGAUGAUAUACUACAGUGUUGGGAAUUUUUGAGGGAAAAUUGUUGAUAUUAUCGCGUUUAAUCGGUCGAGCCUUGACGGUAUCCUGUGGUAUGCUAUUUCUUCGGGGAUAAGAAGAACAGGUGAUGUGCAACGGAAAACAGUGAAGUGAACAUUAGUAUACGUAUAAAUAUAUUGUAAAUUUCUAUAAUAACCAAUUGUUAUAUUACUGUGAAAUUAAAAAAUCCAAAUUAUUGAAUUUGGAAUCGACGUUCACCGAAGAAUUCUGUGUUUGGUGUGUGCGGACGCGCGCCCUUGCGCGCGCGCCCGAUUACUUUCCGCCAUCCGGAGAAGAUAAAUCUCGCGGUGGUAUGAUAUCGUGAUUAUGGGCAUCAUCGUUGUCCCCAUAAUCGGAAAUGUAUUGUCGCCCGGAGAUCAGAAAGCCAUCACUAAUGCCCAUCUGACUCUCACAAUAUUCGCCUCAUCAUCGGGCAAAUUGUUAUGCCUCACAUGCUGAACAUUCCCUAAUCAUCAGUCUCUCAUCGGCGAAUUCCCAACUGUCACCAGAUCCAUCAGCAAAUCCCGUUGGUAAUCACCGAAAGGAGCACCAACGAAAGGAUCAACAGUUCGUCGACACGAGCAAAUUAUUCCCCUGAAGAGGGCAGUCAGAAUUCACCAAUAGUGACAGAUAGGGAAGUCAGGGUGGUUCGUGGGGGGUCAGGUGGUGCGGACGCCCUGGCGACCGCCGGGGUGGUGUAUCCGCCCGCGACGGCGAGCCUGUUCCCUGGUCGUAUACCAGCGGGACAUCAUCACCCGGAGUUUACCGGCACGUUGGAGCUGGGGUUCCCACCCCGUGGCACCACCGCCUCGAUGGCGUUGGUAGCCCCUCCACCCUCAUGGACACCUCGUGAUCCAGUUACAACGAGCUUAGUUGGAGGUGGUGCUAAUCAAAAUAAUAAUCAAGGUGGUCCCGGUAGUAAUAAUGCAAGUGGUACAUUACAAGUAUGUCCACCACCAAUGCCACCAACUCAUUUAACACCAUCAGCAACCCCUGAGGACAUAACAUGUCUUGUUCCUGUUGGUAGUGUAUUAACACCACGGGAUCCCCUACCACCCAGCACGACACCCGGCAGUCAAGCUAACAGUUCACAAUCAGGCAGCUCACAGACAGACAAAUCACCGAAUAUCGAGUGUGUCGUUUGUGGUGACAAGAGCAGCGGGAAACAUUAUGGACAGUUUACCUGUGAAGGAUGCAAGAGUUUCUUUAAAAGAAGUGUUAGGCGGAACCUGACGUACUCAUGUCGAGGGAAUCGAAACUGCCCAAUUGAUCAACACCACCGUAACCAGUGCCAAUUCUGCAGACUUAAGAAGUGCUUGAAGAUGGGCAUGCGCCGGGAAGGUAUGCAUUCGGUACAGAGGGGUAGGGUACCACCUUCACAGCCCUCGAUGCCAGGUCUACCAGGACAAUUUACCCUGGCCAAUGGUGAUGCCGUUGCCUGUGCUAGUUUAAAUGGCCACUCAUAUCUGUCUUCUUAUAUAAGUCUUCUGCUACGAGCUGAACCAUAUCCAACAACGAGAUAUGGACAGUGUAUGCAACCAAAUAAUAUAAUGGGUAUUGACAACAUAUGCGAAUUAGCAGCAAGACUACUGUUUUCAGCAGUAGAGUGGGCAAGAGGUAUACCUUUUUUUCCUGAUCUCACAGUCACUGAUCAAGUGGCAUUACUCAGGUUAGUCUGGAGUGAAUUAUUUGUCUUGAAUGCAAGUCAAUGCUCAAUGCCCCUACAUGUUGCACCAUUACUUGCUGCUGCUGGUCUUCAUGCAUCACCAAUGGCAGCUGAUCGAGUUGUUGCUUUUAUGGAUCACAUAAGGAUUUUCCAAGAACAAGUGGAAAAACUUAAAGCACUUCAUGUGGAUUCCGCUGAAUACAGUUGCCUGAAAGCAAUCGUCCUCUUCACAACUGAUGCCUGUGGCUUAUCAGAUGUAGCUCACAUCGAAUCUCUACAAGAAAAAUCCCAAUGUGCGCUGGAGGAAUACUGCAGAACACAAUAUCCAAAUCAACCAACGAGAUUUGGUAAACUUCUGCUGAGACUACCAUCGCUUCGAACAGUCUCGUCUCAAGUGAUUGAGCAAUUAUUUUUCGUACGUCUUGUCGGUAAAACGCCCAUUGAAACAUUAAUUAGAGACAUGCUGCUGAGUGGUAGCAGUUUCAACUGGCCCUAUAUGUCCACAAUGUGACACUCCGUAUGGCGGCAGCUAGCUUCCGCGUAAACUUAAUUGAAUUCAGGAAUUAUUUGGCUUUACGAAUUCUGAUAAAAGUAAGAGAAAAAAAUACUGAAAGGUCAUUGAUGACAAGCAAAAAUGAAAAUCUAUUUUUAUUCAAUGCCGGAAGCCAAAAAUUCCAUCUCUGAGUACUCAAUGAAUUUAAUAUCAUAUUUGAAAUGGCAACAGGAGGCGCAGAGUGUUAGAAUAUACGUUGAAUAUGGGUUGUGUGUUGCCCCGAGGGACUAAACCGAAAAAUAAAAGAAUCGAUAUUCUUUGCUGUAGAGAACAUUUUUCAAUGAAUAAUAGUGUACGAUAUUGUAUAUUUUAUGUGGCAAUGUUACGAUCUAAUUACCUAAUAAAAUAGCAAUUGUUGUUUUUUUAAAGAAAGCUUUCUGAUUUUCUUUUUUUACACUGAGAAAAAUCCGACUCAAUUAUACGCAGCACUCGUCGCGCCGCUUUGAAAUGAGUGCGUGCGCAGAUAGAGGCGGGCCUGAGGUUAUCAGCUGAUGGUUUUGUUGAAAAUUACUAAAUAAUUUAUUACUGCAAAACUAAUGGACGUGGGAUAUUUGUUUCUACCUAAUUGUGUAGAGACUUAUUUUUCCGCCAUGCCAGUAUUUUUGUUUCAAUUACCGAUUGAAGUUGUUCGAAACUACGUGAAUUCUUGGCGUUCGCUGAAAAAUUCGCAUCUUUUAAAAAUUUUUUUCGAUGCCCUGUGCAUCGAUCUAUUUUGAUCAUUUUGAUAUGUGAUUUAGAACAUUCUUAUCGAUCGAAUGGGUAUUUUUUCAUCGACGGUGAAGUCAUUUAGUACCUCAAUGCCAAUCUCACUAGACUAUAAAGCAACAUCAACCUUCAACUACGACUUAUAAACCUCCUUUUUGAUUUUUUUUUUCAAUGUCGAACGCAUUUUGCAGUCGUCGUGGAUUUUUCUCAGUGUGUAAUGGAACGGAAUAUUAUGACAAAAAGAAUGAUGAUUUUCAGGAGUUGGAAAUUAUUGAAGGAAAUGUCGUCUAGAGUUAGAACACAUCCGGAGGGUUUGCCAUCAACAUUCCAUAAAUAAUUUGUCAACUAGAUGACAGAUAAGCAUGGGGAGGACAUCAAGUUGAGAUACUCUUAAUACUUAUGCUUGUCUGUUGUCUAAACAUCGUAAAGUGACACCUGCUUCACUCCUAACAAGCAGUUACUCAAAACUAUGUGGAGAGACUAUUCGAUUGAUACAGCGAAAAUAUAAAAUUAGAAAAAUUGCUAAGCGGCUGUAUGUUCAAGUGCAAAUUGAUAUGUCUAUGAUUUUUCCUCAGUUCCCCUGAGACUUCUAGAAAUUGCCGAAACGUUGUUUGAAAAUUCGGGAAAUUCCCCGAUAUUUCCGGCAAUUCUUUGAAUAUUCCCGACAGUUCAUGAAGUUUCCCAAAAGUUUUGACGAAUUCUUUGCUUUUUUUCUUAAAUUUUUUCGAAAACUCUUGGAAUUCCCUCGUAUUUAUUAGAACUCUCUGAAUUCCCUUGCCCUCUUUCAAAAACUCUUGAUCCUUUUUUGACAUUGUAACAAAUUCAUGAAUUUGUUGAAACAUUUCCAGAAAUAUCUCGACUAAUUCCGCAAUACGCAGAAUUUUCUAGAAUUUCAACGGAGAGCGCUAAAGAUUAAGGUUGUGUCGUGCGACAGUCUCUGUAAAAAGUUUAUGCGCUAUAAAAUGACCCAGAUUAAAUCACAAUCGUUUGACAGUACAUAGCCUCACUUAAUCCAUUACAUUAUGUACGGACAGUUAAAAUAUAACUCUAUAUUUUCCAUUCUAACUAUUCCUAAUUAUGUAAAUUUAUGAACUUUCUGUAAUUAUUCUUUGAGAACAAAACGGUCAAUCGACUUAAUAUUUUUUUGCUAUAUUCAAAGAUGCGGUUUGUACUCUAAACAAUUUUUAGUUGCAAAACUGAGCGAUUGAUUUUUUAAACAUUUGAAUCCGUGACGCUCUAUUGAAACACGUGAAAAGUUACUCAGAUUUCAAAACUUUCUCUCUCAAUUUUCAAACGGACAAUCUCAAACAUAUAGUAAUUACAUUGCAGCUAAUUUUUUAAACUAUUCACCAUAAAACAAUAAACAAAUACUAUACAGUAAAUUUUUCGUACGACGACAACCUUAACCAUCUUCCACCCUUUUUACUUAUAAUUCCUGGUUUCCUCAUUUUUCUAAAAAAAUAUCAAUCUGAUUUUCGCGAAGAAAAUCAUGUUUUUGCGUUUUAUGAUUAUUCAAUGUCUCCCAAAGUUUCGUAGUGGUGUAACCAUUUUACUGUUUUUAUAAACUUUUGUAAUUCUUUUCAGACAUGAAAAAAAACGCAAGAAAAUACUCGCACCAGCUCGAAAUUUCGUCAGUCAUUACAUAAUGACAAAUGACAACAAUUAUUAUAAUAAAUGUUUUACGCGCCAACAACCUUAAUGACCCGUUUCCCAAAAUGAUCCCCCAUAUUGGAUUUAAACCAUAGACAUAUCCACGUAAAAAAUGGAAGAAAGACAACAGCGAACCUAUUGUAAUUCGAUCAAUUCCGUAAAGAAUGGGCAAAUAUCAGUCUCUCUUGGCCCAAUUGUUUUCAACCCUAGACGUAAUUUUCGAUGUUCGGCCUUUUUAUGUAGCCAUGUAAUAUAAAACCAGAAUGUAUAAAGGUAAAUGUGAAAAUUUUUUGUAUAAAUAUUGUAAAUAGAUAAUAUUCGCAUAAAUAAUGAAUGCAUGUAUAAAAACGAAGGAAGUCCGUAUAUAAAUACACACAUAUUAUAAUUAACAAUAUUAUAGAGAAAAAAUAUAUAUAUAUGAGUGAGUCCAUCAAA